Messenger RNA from Pomacea canaliculata, 3528 nucleotides. RefSeq lists its product as uncharacterized. The transcript has 12 exons. The coding region runs from base 98 to 1891 and encodes 597 amino acids. The record is from RefSeq and is a predicted model, not a curated record. Gene Ontology annotation, cellular component: TRAPPII protein complex. Lineage: Eukaryota; Metazoa; Mollusca; Gastropoda; Architaenioglossa; Ampullariidae. Gene Ontology annotation, biological process: cilium assembly. Gene Ontology annotation, molecular function: alpha-tubulin binding.
UUACAUCUAUAAAUGACAUAAAUUUAACACAUAUUGCUUUAGUGUGAUUACAUUAUUUUUUGUCGCACUACAGUAAUGUAAUGAAACUAAAUACAACAUGGCAGACUCAGCAGGAGAUUUAGCAGAUGUUCGCUUAAAAAUUCAUUCUAACAAUUUGCGUAUUGAUCUGACAAAAUCGGGAGAUGCCGAAGAAUGUUAUGUAUAUCUUGGAGAAGUAUUAAAAUAUGAGGUGAUUGUGAAGAAGCCUAAGGACUACGAAUACAAGGGAUGGAGAAAGCGAGUGUCCCAGUUAUCGGCACAUGCCUGCCUAAGCCCUUUGGAUCCAAAACUUAAGCAGAGGAAACUUGAAACCAAAACAAGCUUGAAAAAUGCACCCAAGAUCAUACCAAAAAUAUGCGACGAAACAAAAGAGCACACUACCUUUAGUCCAGUUAUUGCCACCUAUAUUGAUACAGUGGAGAACCCACUUAUUGAUGUUACAUCGCAGAGUGAAAAACCUUAUUUUAAAGACUCAAGUACCUAUGUCAUGCCCAUGUCAAUUUGUGUACGUGACACACCAGGCCAAUGUCAUCUAGCUGAAUUGAAUGUCAUAUUAUGGCUAUGCAUCUCACCAUUAAAGACUAACCCAGAAGUUGAGGCCAAGAAGGACUUUCAGUUGACUACAACUGCUGAUGCCACAAAUCGCAAAUUUGUCCAGCAAGUUUCAGUUUCCAGAACCCUGCAUGUGCAUGACCCUCCUCAACUAAAUGUCCGCUUUGUUGCCACUGGCCAGCAACAUCUUUUGCUGGCAGAGGUGAAAAACAGGACGAGGAACACAGUAACACUAAAAAACUUGACAAUCAUCCCAAGUCCGACUCCAUACUUUGACCAUAGCAAACUUGUCCGUGACAGCUCCAUCACUGAAGGACCGAAGUCUGAAUGGUGGAACCAUGUGGUUUGUCCAGCUGUGUCCAGCGGCGUCAUGUUUCCUGUAACAUUGAGAGGGUGUGAAGAACUUGCUCUUGUUUACAGACUAGACCUAUCUUCUGUACUGUCUGAAACAGAACUUUCUUUCAGAACACAUCUGAAGUGGACACACUCAGAGACUAACAGAGAAAUCAACACUGUUUACAGGCUUCCAAAAAUACGAGUGCGUUACCCAGCUUUCACAGUAACUGUGAAAUGUGAUGGCCCUGUAGAAGCACGCAAAACGUUUUAUCUGACUUACAACAUUGCCAACAACCUGCAAGACUUUCUUAGUGUGCGGCUGUACUGGAAUCUGGACAGCCAACUUUCUCUGCUCCAAGACAGAGAUGAUGAAGAGGCUUUGGCAGAAAAACAGACCCUAGAGGAGGUGAAGAGGGCAGUGAUUUGCCAUGAUCCUGACAUCUUCAUUGGGUCUUGCCCAAGGGGCUGUACCAUGCCAGUUAAUGUGGGCUUUCAGAUCUUACAGCCUGGGUUGUAUGAGUUUGGGGAGCUCAUGAAGCUGAAUCUCCGCUGGGCCCUGCCAGAUUCACAAAGUACACUGAAGCAGGAUUCUGUGGGAACACCUGUUUCAAGUGACACUGUGUCAACGUUGUCAGCUGACGACCAGUUGGCUGCCUCAGCAGAGCUGUGGAGAGACAGAAGUGGGAGCACAUCGUCUCUGCACACACCCACAUGCCACUCAGCAGAAGAGAAGAGAAAAUCUUUUGCUACUAAGUCCUACUCAUUUGGAGAUCUGGGACCAACCUUAUCUGCAGAUUCUGAUGAUGUUUGCCGAAUGAGGUUCAAGAGCAUCAAGCGGUCUUCAGCGGUAAUGCCACCAAGACCGCCACCUCCAUGCAGUCUGAGUCAGGCAGAGAGAGAUCUGACAAACCGCAGCAACUUUCUCAAAAAGUCUUUUAAGAUCUACAUUCCAAGCAUCUCAUGAAAUGUAAAUCUUCUUAUUUAUUAGUAGAUUAGUGAGAUACAAACCCUAAUCACAGGAGUGAAGAAAACAAAUAUUUCAGUAUUUCCACAUGCAUUGUUAAUGAUGGGGUGGGAUAUUGUAGCAGAAUGAAAUGUCAGCUGCACUUUAACAAAAAGAAAAAUGGUCUUGCUUUAAUUAUUAAAUUGUGCAUUUCCAGAAACUUCUCUAAUGCAUGUUGUAUCAGAUGUUUGAUUAUAGGCUUACAUCACCAAUAUUGACUGAAGGUCAUGCUUUGGUGUGACUAGCCUUAAUUGUAAACUUGCUGGGACUUUAAAUGUUUUGAGGACUUGUAUUACAAAGCUGGUGAGUGUUGUAACUUAAGGCAUGUUAAUGCAGCUGACCUCAGGAAAGUGUCAUAUGUUUUAUUGAUGAACAUUUCAGUACUUAAGACUGUUUUAUUCUGUAUAAAAAUUAUGAAAAGAAAUAUCCCAUAAUGCAUGUUAUAUUUGUGAUAGCUGGUUUUCUAAAAUCAUAUAAAUAAUAAUCUUUGAUAUCAUGCCCUAUUUGUUAACGAUAAAAAAUGUAUCAUCUCCCUAAAAGAAUUUGAGUUCAUGAAAUGAAGAAAUGGUGAAAUCUGUUGAUUUUUAAUCUCAAGUGAUUGUAAAUAAAAGUUGCCCUUUGAAUUGUGUUAAAAUAAGUAUAUCAAUGUUAAAAUCAUGUGACUUUAAUGAUCAGUUAAUACACCAAAAUACUGGAGUUUAUGGAGUUAAUUGUGAAAGACUAUAUGUAUACGAGGGAAUCAGCACCUUAAUACCUUUAGACAUCAGUCUCACUCGUCCAUAAAAGGAACAAGUAUCCAAUUUGCAGCACAUAUAUUGAGACAUAACAUUUACACUUCAGUAUGAUUCUUUACAAAAUGUACUCAUAUUUAGUGUUCAUCCAAAAACUUUAAUAAUAUGCACAUUUGAAUUUUUCUUGUUCUUGAAACAGCUUAAACAAAAGGGUGUUGGGAUCAAUCAGAAUAUUCUGAAAACAGAUCUUAUAAAAGUUAAGUGGUGUUGGCAGUAAAUUCUGCAUUUUUAUAACACACUGGACUUGGACUAUUUACUGCAUUUUUUGUACCACUAUUAGGAUAACAUUAAGUACACAAUGAAUGUAAGUGUUAAAUAGGAUUUUUUAUUUUAAUUUUCAGCUCCAGUUGUGAGCAUUGUUUAUCACUUGACAUCUGACAUGACUACAUUAUCAAUGUAUACAUCUUAUACAUCUGUACAUCCAAAAUGUACAUAUGCUUAGAUACAUAUUUAAAUGUAUUAAAAAAUUCAUGUGCAUAUACACAUACACAUUCAUACUGACACUGAUGUACUUCACUCAUACUUCAGAAAUGUUGCUGUUAAAAAAAAUGUCAGUAGAUAAAUGUGCUUUGUUACCCUCUCAGAACUUGUUAUGGUUGUUAUGCAUGGUUCCCAGAUUCUAAUUAUGUAAGAGGUUAUUUCAUUCAUAUGCUGUGAUCAUUGUACAGUAGAGAGUAUAAACUUAAAAUGUGUUUUUAGUUACGCACUUGAAAAUAGUUCAGUCUAUGAAGAGUCACCCAUCUAGCUUUCAAUGCUUGUGUUGUUAAAAAAAUUGUCAGUUUCAAAUAAAUCGCAUGCUUAAAAUUG